Messenger RNA from Monascus purpureus, 2949 nucleotides. The record is from the annotation of a GenBank genome assembly. Lineage: Eukaryota; Fungi; Ascomycota; Eurotiomycetes; Eurotiales; Aspergillaceae.
UCGAACCGGUCGAGCAGACUCACUUCUUCCGUCCAGCUUAACUUAGACUUGCUACAGUGCAUGAUUCUUGGAUCAAACUACGCCGGAUUUGCCACACUCGCUUGUCUAUUUACACCGGAGACGAACAGAGUAUUUCUCUCAUCACUCUUUCAUUCCUCUUCAUUGACCAUCGCAAUUGCAAAGAAUCUGAACGAACACCGCUAUGCUCCCCCCCGAGUCCAAUCCUGACAAAAAGUCGGGAGAAUCCCGGCUUCUUCUGGUUUCAAACCGUCUGCCGAUUACCAUUCGACGGUCUGAGGGCGGCAGGUAUGACUUCUCCAUGUCUUCUGGCGGGCUGGUGACUGGUCUCAGCGGACUCGCCAAGUCGACAACCUUCCAGUGGUUUGGCUGGCCAGGAAUGCAAGUGCCCGAAGAUGAAGUCAAAAUCGUACAGCGGAGGCUGAAGGAGGAAUUCAACGCUACUCCAGUGUUUCUGGACGACGAAGUGGCAGAUCGCCACUACAAUGGCUUUUCAAACUCUAUUCUAUGGCCGUUGCUGCACUACCACCCCGGUGAAAUCGUCUUUGACGAGGCCGCGUGGGAUGCAUACCGAGAAGCCAAUUACCAGUUUGCCCUGGCCAUUGCUGGCGAAGCAAAUGAUGGUGACAUGGUCUGGGUCCACGACUAUCAUCUCAUGCUGCUGCCCCAAAUGCUCCGAGAGCAAUUCCGUGCUUUGGGCAAGAAGGAUAUCCGGAUUGGAUUCUUUCUGCACACUCCUUUCCCCAGUAGCGAAAUCUACAGGAUUCUGCCCGUGAGAAGUGAACUGCUACGAGGCGUAUUGCACUGCAAUCUCAUCGGAUUCCACACCUAUGACUAUGCACGCCAUUUCCUGAGCAGCUGCUCCCAUCUUUUAGAAUUGGCCACGACCCCCAGCAGUGUCAAGUUCGAGGGUAAAUCUGUCACAGUCGGAGCAUUCCCGAUUGGGAUCGAUCCAGACAAGUUCACAGAGGGUCUGAAAAGCCCCAGGGUUCAGAAUCGCGUGGCGAGCCUCGAGAACAAAUUCAGAGGAAUGACACUGAUGGUUAGCGUGGAUCGACUUGACUAUAUCAAGGGUAUUCCCCAGAAACUGCAUGCAUUGGAAGUCUUCUUGUCCGACCAUCCGGAAUGGGUUGGAAAGGUUGUCCUGGUCCAAGUGGCCGUUCCGAGCAGACAGGAUGUUGAAGAAUAUCAGAACCUAAGAGCUUUGGUCAAUGAGCUAGUGGGACGGAUUAAUGGAAGAUUUGGCACGGUGGACUACACCCCCAUUCACUUCAUGCACAAAUCUGUGAACUUUGACGAGCUGAUUUCCCUAUACGCCAUCUCCGAUGUCUGCGUGGUCUCAUCAACCCGCGACGGCAUGAACCUGGUUUCCUUUGAAUACAUUGCAACCCAGCAGAAACGCAAGGGAGUCCUCAUCUUAUCCGAGUUUGCCGGCGCCGCCCAGAGCCUCAACGGCAGUAUCAUCAUUAAUCCAUGGAAUACCGAAGAGCUCUCUGCAGCGUAUAACGAAGCAGUUUCUAUGAGCGAGGCACAGAAGUCAGCCAAAUUCGAGAAACUAUACAAAUACAUCACUAAAUACACCAGCGCUUUUUGGGGCAAGUCAUUCGUGGCAGAAUUAUCGCGAUGCUCGGCAUGGUCGUAAAUAGGCGACAUCAGCAAGGAUAGACUACGGCGUUAUUAUUAGAUUGCAUGCAAGUGAGCGACUUUGGUUUUCUUAUCUACUACAGAUUCGUCUGCCUAUACUGUAUACAGGGUAUUUUUGUUUUGUUUUCCUCUCGAGAGGCUGGUGAUAUGAUUUUAUCUCAUGAUGAAAAUAAUAAUGCCUAAUGAGUUUCUCUCACUGGUUUUUUUGUUUUAGGGUGUAUGGCUGGAAAAAACAAAAUGAAUCAUCGAUGAGAUGUUCUCAAGGUGGAUUCUAAAAGCAUACCACCAGUCUGUGGCAUCUCUCAUGGACCAGACCCACCAGAAAAGAAUCCAUGACAAUAUUUACUUUUAGUAAAUAGUCUCUUCGGUUGGCGUCGGUGCCUUUGCAUACGCCAUAUGGAUCCCUGCCCAAUAUCCAUCAAAUGAAGAACAUUUACAUAAGUAAAAAUCCAGAAGACCCAAGGAUGCGUAAGCUUCUGGAACUUCUAGCCUCGAGCCGGAAUAUACUUUUAGCCUUUAUAUGGUCUUAUUUUUCCAUACUGUAGAAUUCUAGCUGCAGCAACUCUGUAGACGGCAAAAAGAACUAAUGCAAGCAGAUGUCCACUCCACGUACGUGCCAGACAUCGACUGGAUAAUGAGAAACGCUUUCUCCGGUCUCCGGUAGAGGAAGGAUCUCGAAUUAUUCGAAAUCCGGUGGAAAAUAGCGGAACCAGGGUUGGGAAUUACGCAUGCGUUUUGCCUAUACCGUCUACGUAGACGUGAGUUAAUCGCUCGCCACUUUGCCUUGCGUAAAACUUCCUGACGUAGUCGAGACUUUGUUAUCUCAGGGAUUGAUUCGUAGGUGCAGACGAAGGAAGGCAAAGAAUAUAAGAAAAGGCAGCGGGGACUCUGACUUAUCUAUGGCUUUAUAUGGGUACUCCCGUGUGAUCUGGACGCUUUUCUCUUGCGAAUCAGGAGGAGGAUGACGAUGAUGAUGCAGGACCCUUCGACGCCAAGAUGUGAACGGUGGUUUGAGUCUCGAGGGAGCUAUUUUUACGGAGACACGCGAGUUGUCGUGGCCUCCGAAUGCCAAGACGGAUGCUUGCGUGGCUCCGUCCAGCAACGAUUUCAACCGUAGGACAGCGCUGUAUGCUGUCCUCCGUACAGCCGUCAAUGUUGAUAUCAACGUCCACAGACAGACAGGGGAACUGGCAGCCUGUCUGGGUGCUCUGUAAAAUUGUCUAUUUCUUCGAUAUGAGACAGAAAUGCAGGUACGCAUGGGACAGCAGCAUGUUGGAACAGGCUGUC